This is a messenger RNA of Hippopotamus amphibius kiboko, 521 nucleotides long. It is a transcript of the gene ERICH4, whose product is annotated as glutamate rich 4. The record is from RefSeq and is a predicted model, not a curated record. The transcript has 3 exons. Bases 23 to 418 code for a protein of 131 amino acids. Lineage: Eukaryota; Metazoa; Chordata; Mammalia; Artiodactyla; Hippopotamidae.
UGGCCACCACGGCUCAGAGACUAUGGAGUUGUGGACGCAGCUGAGGCAGGCUGGACUCGUGCCACCAGGGCUGGGUCCACCCCCGCGGGCCCUGAGGGGGGUCUCCCCAGUGGAGAGGGUGCGUAAGACCCUCAUGUCCCCAGGCGCUGACACUGGAGGUGCCGGGCAGAGCCUGCUGUGGAUCUGGGAGGAGCUGGGGAACCUCCGCAGAGUGGAUGUCCAGUUGCUGCACCAGCUGUGCAGCCUGGGAUUGGAGAUGGGGGCACUUCGGGAGGAACUGGUCACCUUCCUGGAAGAGGAGGCUGAGGAAAGCACUGAGGAAGAGGAGGAGGACAGAGAGCUGGAAGGGAAGCAGGAGGGGGCCUCUGGUCCAGCCCCAGGCCACCACCGCCUUCCUGACUUUGAAAUGACUAUUUGAGGCCCUGCCAAUGUGCUUCCGUUGGACACAUGAAUGGGUAUACACCCAGAAGUGGAAUUGCUGGAUGCUGUGGUAAGUCUCUGUUUGAUUACUUGAAGAAGUA